Medioppia subpectinata is the source of this 363-nucleotide messenger RNA. The record is from the annotation of a GenBank genome assembly. Lineage: Eukaryota; Metazoa; Arthropoda; Arachnida; Sarcoptiformes; Oppiidae.
AUGCGUUCUGCUUUGUCUAUAGCCUGUGCUGUCCGACAGGCGAUCGGCGACCACAUAGUACUGGCCGUUCGGGUGUCGGUCACCGACCACUGCACCGACGGUUGGAAUGUGAAGCAGACCGUAGUGUUGGCCAAACAGCUCAAGGCUUUAUGCGUCGAUCUCAUAAACUGCAGUUCAGAAGGUCUGGUAUUGUGCGCCGGCAUCUCAUUCAUGAAUCCAACGGCCAUUCAGAUAGAGAGCGCCGGUAUUAUACAGCGAGAGGCAGGUGUGGCCACAGGUGCUCACGGCUUGGUCAAACCAGGCCGAACAGGUUUUGACUCGCACCGGCGCGUCGUUAAUUAUAAUGGGUCGGGCGUUCAUUAA